Molecule: messenger RNA, 2634 nt
Organism: Synchytrium microbalum
Lineage: Eukaryota; Fungi; Chytridiomycota; Chytridiomycetes; Synchytriales; Synchytriaceae
Exons: 13
Coding region: 1-2634 (877 amino acids)
Biological process (GO): protein folding
Cellular component (GO): chaperonin-containing T-complex
Molecular function (GO): ATP-dependent protein folding chaperone; ATP hydrolysis activity; ATP binding
Source: RefSeq, a predicted model, not a curated record
AUGGACAACCAAUAUGAAGCCGAUACUGACACUGACGCCACUGAUGGCAUCCUGAGACAGAUACUGAACAGUGUCAACAAUGGCCUGACUGGUUCAGGAGCUCCACAAUUACUCGACUAUUCUGCACAGGACUCGACAACCAGUGAAGGAAACUCAAACACUAUUGAUAUGCACUUGAAUGAGAAACGAAGUGGGAAACGGUCCUCUUCUUCGCAGCAUCAUACGGGAGAGAAUGGAGUCCUUGCUCAGGAUCAUGACGAUGAUGCGGACGAUGAAGAUUAUGACGAUGGAGAGGGCCAUGGUGCUAAACGUCAGAGGACGGGUGAUGGUACUACUGGUGAUGCUGAACGACCACGAUACUCUGUUGGAAUGAAAUAUCAGGCUGACGAUGACAAACCAUUCGCAUGCGAAUAUCCGAAUUGCACCAAGAAAUACAAAAAAUUGAAUGGGUUGCUUUAUCAUCAUCAGACAGCUCACAGUAUGCGUGGUUUGGCUGGUGAUGAAAAGCCUUUCAAAUGCCCGAAGCCUGGCUGUGAAAAGGCUUACAAGAAUUCGAACGGAUUGGCAUAUCAUAUUGAAAAGAAUCAUGGAAUUGAAGCUGAAACCCCUACUGUCAUUGUGCCUCCCGCACGUCGUCAAAGGUUGGAACGACCUGAAGGAGAACAUCCAUUUGCUUGUCCAUAUCCCGGAUGUGACAAGGCAUACAAAAACCCAAACGGAUUGGCAUACCACUUGACAUCUACAAAAAAGACUCCUGCUCAUGAAGCAAGGGAAAGUGAUGAUUUGUAUAAUUGUCAUGUCCUUGGAUGUGCCAAAUCGUAUCGAACGGCCCCUGCUCUGGCUCUUCACUAUGGGAAAUAUCAUCCAGAGUUACGCGGAACGCCUGGUAUCGCUGAUGCAUUGAGAUUGGAACCUGGUACUGGGGAUGAAGAAGUGGGAGUUUAUGGUCAGCACAAUCAACAGCAACAACAACAGCAGCAGCACCAGCAGAAUAUGGGGAUAGAUGGUGACGGUGACUUGUUGGCAUCAGCUGCAAUACAAUUAGCCAAUCCAAAGGCUGAUGUGGCCAGACGUGGUCAAGCAUUGCAAUUGACCAUCAAUGCAGCAUUGGGAUUGCAAGAUGUCUUGCGUAGUAACUUGGGUCCAAAGGGAACCAUCAAGAUGUUGGUUAGUGGGUCUCUUGAAAUCAAGUUGACAAAGGAUGGAAAAGUAUUGUUGAAUGAAAUGCAAAUUCAAAAUCCUACCGCUUCUAUGAUUGCUCGUGCAGCUACCGCUCAAGACGAAGUUACUGGUGAUGGAACAACAUCCAACGUCAUAUUAAUUGGUGAAUUGCUUAAACAAGCCGAACGAUACAUCUCGGAAGGACUGCAUCCAAGAAUCAUCACUGAAGGUUUUGAAUUGGCCAAAGUUGAAUCUCUCAAGUUCUUGGAAUCAUUCAAAAUGGAAAAGACAAUGGAUCGUGAAACACUCAUCAAUGUCGCUCGUUCAUCUCUUCGAACUAAAGUUCGUCCUGAAUUGGCUGAUACCUUGACUGGUGCUGUUGUCGAUGCCGUCAUGUGCAUUCAUACGCCUGGAGAACCUAUUGAUUUGCACAUGGUGGAAAUCAUGAAGAUGAUGCACAAGGCUGAUACCGAUACUCGUUUGGUUCGUGGAUUGGUCUUGGAUCACGGUGCUCGUCACCCUGAUAUGCCCAAACGAGUUGAAGAUGCCCAUAUCUUGACUCUCAAUGUCAGUUUGGAGUAUGAAAAGAGUGAAAUCAACUCUGGAUUCUUCUACAGUAGCGCUGAACAACGUGAAAAGCUGGUUGAAUCAGAACGACGAUUUGUUGAUGCCAAACUUGCCAAGAUUGUAGAGUUCAAAAACAUGGUUUGUGAAGGCAACAAGAAGGGCUUUGUCAUCAUCAACCAAAAGGGUAUUGAUCCCUUGUCACUUGACGUUUUGGCAAAGCACAAUAUUGUCGCUUUGCGUCGAGCCAAGAGGAGAAAUAUGGAGCGACUACAAUUGUGUUGUGGAGGUACCGCUCAAAACUCUGUCGAAGAAUUAAAAGUAGAAGAGUUGGGUCAUGCUGGAUUGGUAUAUGAGCAAGUGUUAGGAGAGGAAAAGUUCACCUUUGUAGAAGAUGUAGCCACACCUCGUUCAGUUACCAUCUUGGUCACUGGUCCCAACGGUCACACUAUAAAUCAGAUCAAUGAUGCCAUUCGUGAUGGUCUACGUGCCGUUAAGAACGCUAUUGAAGAUAAAUAUGUAGUUCCAGGAGCAGGAGCCUUCCAGAUCGCGCUUGCCGCACAUCUCAUCAAAUUCAAGGACACCGUUAAAGGACGUGCCAAGAUGGGAGUAGCUGCCUUUGCUGAAUCUAUGCUUGUCAUUCCCAAGAUUUUGGCACAAAAUGGUGGAUUUGAUGCUCAAGAUACCAUUGUUAGUCUGCAAGAAGAGUAUGCAGCUGGACAUCUUGUUGGAGUUGACUUGAAGACUGGUGAACCCAUGGAUCCUGUAGCUGAAGGUGUUUGGGAUUGUUAUCGCGUACAUCGUCAUCUCUUGCAUUCAUGCACGGUCAUUGCCUGUAACUUGCUCUUGGUCGAUGAAAUGAUGCGCGCUGGCAGAUCCAGUUUGAGAAGUAGCUCAGUUGUGGAUUAG